CGACGCCUUGGUGGUUAAGCGUUAUCUCCCGUUGAUCAGUACUUCAUUUUGAUUUGAGCAGUCGUCAUUUGCAUGUCGAGAACUUCUAAACGGAACUUCAGAAUGGCAGGAUUUACACAAAGACACCGGUGUCCAUCGGUUACCGGCUGCAUGUUUCUGCUUGGAAUGAUUGCCCUGCUUUGUGCAGAAACGAUAACAGCGCAAACAACCACAGGUACUAGUACGCCAGAACUAAGGACGGCAGAGAUGGUGACAAGCAGUAUGACCCAAACUAACGGAACUCCGACAAAUCAGGCAACUUCAACUCAAGUAUCUACAACCAAUGUAUCCUCACCGAAGGUAUCCACGACCACCGUAACCAACACCACUACCAUCACCACAGCAACAUCAUCAUCUACGACCAAUGCUACGAUGCCUGGAUCUACUCAAGAUGGGGGGAUUAUAACUUCAACGAAAAUCAAAGAAUCUUCUACCGAGAAAAUAGGAUCCAUAGCUAUCGCAGGCUUGUGUCUGGUCAUCGUUGCUCUACUUCUCAUUGCAGUUAACGGAUAUGUGCUCUUCAAAUCAAAAAUAGGCUCAUGCACAUCAUGCAGCUCAAAACAAGGUAUGUUCCACGUCCUACAAAUGUCUUCCACCAAGAAGGACCCUGUCAAUGACGACGACGUCGAGGAUAACUUCGACGAGGACGCUGACGUCGACAGGAAAACCAACUCGUCGACUUCGUUGAACAAAGAGAGCCCCUCCGACCAGCCGGCUGAGCAGAACGGUGAUGUGCACGUGAAGGUCGAUGUCGAGAACACCGCAGAAUCUUCUAAGAACGAAACCGAUGACGUAGAUGCCAAGACACCCGUAGCUGAUGUCGUUGACAAGAGCAACGAACCGGAAAACGAAGCCGAGAAGAGGAAUGAGACUGUAGUUACAGUCACCAUAGAGGGCGGUAAUGGAAACAAAAACGAGCCUUGA
Messenger RNA from Strongylocentrotus purpuratus (purple sea urchin), 963 nucleotides. Its product is annotated as mucin-5AC-like. Lineage: Eukaryota; Metazoa; Echinodermata; Echinoidea; Camarodonta; Strongylocentrotidae. The coding region runs from base 73 to 963 and encodes 296 amino acids. The record is from RefSeq and is a predicted model, not a curated record. The transcript is spliced from 4 exons.